AUGCCUGGCGAACGCACACCCCUCCUCCAACAACCCCAUACAUCCAUUGGUUAUGACAACGAGUCCACAGACGGGCCUGUAGAACCCCUUACAGUCGCUGAGGGUCUCGACCAACUCUCAACCAUCCCAAUUCAGUCCUUGAACCUAGGUUCUGUCCUAUCUGGAAGAAGAUCCGACUCGAAUUCGAUCUCCCAAUCUCAGCCAGAAAUACCACCCAUCGACUAUGCGUUCUCAUUGGUUCUUCUUCUCCAGUUACGACACAUAAGAACGACUUCGCGGCCCGUUGGAACAGACCUUUAUUCAAGGUGGAACCAUGGAGAGGCUUUGCAGCAAGAUGUUAAGAGCCUCGAAACUUUAGUUGACGAGCUCUGGAGGGACUUCAAGUCGAGAUAUAGAAGUGAACAGGACAUUGACUGCGUUCUGUGGUCAUCUUUUCAUGAGGACGGAACUGGGGCUCAGCGGUUGAAAGCUGUCGACUAUUUGACUCGUCCUGAGCCACCUUUGGGGCUUUUAACGGAUUCAUUAAUUGAGGCAGCGUUGCACCGAAGGUGGAAAUAUGGCCGCUCGUAUUCGACGCCCGCCGCCUUGCCGCUCUUGAAGCGUCUGGAAACAGCUGUAGCAACACCGUGGAGUCUGCAUUUUAUGGCCGUGGCCUCCCACUUCACAUAUCUGAUUCUCCUUGCAUCUUAUCUCCUCUAUCCUCCCGAUCGGGUGACCACACAGUUGGGCCACUACCCGCGGAAGCCCAGGCUUAUUGCACUACUCGUGUUCCUUGCAGCCAACACAUUGUCCUCGCUAGCAGCAAACAGGACGCUGCAAGCUGCAGCCGUCCUUGUCUUCGGUCUUUCCUUGCCGAAAUGCCCCCAGCCAGAAGACGGCUACUUCGAGGCUUUACUCCUCAUUUUCGGGUUGCACAUCCUGUUCAUCCACCUGCCCACUGUCCCGACCCCGGCACUGCUUUUCUCCCCGCCAAACGCGGUUCCAUUAUCGGUUUUCAUAGUCCGCAACAUUGCCAACAUAUUGCCAUCCAUGACGUUCUUUGGACCAGCGCUUUUAGUGUCGCUGGUCCUGCUUUCGUACUCUUUGGACGGCGCCUAUCAAGGAUCCUCAAGCAAUCGCAUUUAUACCGCCUUACGCACGUUUUCAGCAUCGCCGAUGGAAACCAGAUGGGCGUUUCUUGCCAUCGUGGUUACCCUGUUCUUGCUCUGGAUCAUCAGCGUAUUCAUGGCGAGCAUCAUCAUCCCAACCCUAAAUGGGCCUGGGUCCGAAUCAGAAGCAUCCCCCAGUGCAUGGGAUAGAUAUGGUAUCACACCUGGUAGACAGGCGAGAGUCACAGGUGCCCUCGCUUGCUCUAGGUUCGAUGGACCUUAUAUCUUCCCUUCGCCACUGAACCUGUUCGAAUUCGCCUUUGUGACUCCCGUCGAGCUCAGCGCUCGCGUUUUGAAGCUCAAGCGGGAAUCUAUCUAUCGGUGGAGAGUUUGGGUGUGGCGUAUUGUCGUGCUUCCGUUACUCUUGCCAAUAUAUUUUAUUUCUGGAUUACUAUGUUAG
Molecule: messenger RNA, 1548 nt
Organism: Coprinopsis cinerea okayama7#130
Lineage: Eukaryota; Fungi; Basidiomycota; Agaricomycetes; Agaricales; Psathyrellaceae
Exons: 3
Coding region: 1-1548 (515 amino acids)
Source: RefSeq, a predicted model, not a curated record